UCGACCUGUUUAUAUGACCAUGCUAGAUUUUAUUUUUCUGUUUCGAGAACGUUCUAGUAAAAGAAGUGAGUUUUCGUGAGUACGUACAAGUGACCAAUAACGUUUAGUCAUCAAACCCUAGUGAAAUAUAUGAUUGGCUAAAACCCUCGCAUGUGAAAACGUCUAACAGAGUCAGUUGAAUUGGAAGGAACGAAAGUUGGUAGAUUGCGGAUAUCUUCCCCGGGAAUGGUUCUGUUUGGAUUGCCUUGAUCAAAUUCGAUUUUGUUAUCUCUUUCCUCCCACUGGGAUUGAAUGUAAAUCUGUAAAAAUUAUUAGUCAGUUGUUAAUGUUUACUAUUCAAGUUUCCAAAGACGUAUCGAACUGUUUAAUUUCAUUGCAUUUAUUCAUUUUUAACAUAUCCUGAGAUUAAGAAUCAUAACCAUAAAAUAUUCAUCGAAUCUAAAACCAUGGCCGCAAUGUCAGUAAUUGGAAUUGACUUUGGAAACGAAAGUUGUUAUGUAGCCGUUGCACGUGCAGGUGGCAUUGAAACUAUCGCCAAUGAUUAUAGUCUUCGUAAUACACCAUCAUGUGUAGCUUUCAGUGGAAAGAACAGGAUUCUGGGAGUGGCAGCUAAAAAUCAAACUGUUACAAAUAUGAAGAAUACCAUUUACAAUUUUAAACGCCUAUUAGGAAGAAAGUAUAAUGAUCCUUUCGCUCAAACAGAGAUGAAGAGUAUGCCUUUCAAAACUUCUCAACAAGCAAAUGGAAACAUCGGCAUACAUGUUCAGUACUUGGGGGAGGAACAUGUAUUUUCGCCAGAACAAAUUACAGCUAUGUUGUUCACAAAAUUGAAAGACAUCUCUGAGACUGCCUUGCAAACAGUUGUCAAUGACUGUGUUAUAUCCGUUCCUUCUUAUUACACACAAGCGGAAAGACAAGCUCUCUUGGAUGCCGCUAGAAUUUCAGGCCUAAAUGUUUUGCGACUGUUCAAUGAAACUACAGCUACAGCUCUGUGUUAUGGAAUUUACAAACAAGAUUUACCCGCCGUAGAGGCAGCUCCUAGAAAUGUUGUCUUUGUGGACUGUGGAUACGCUAGUCUUCAAGUAUGCAUAUGUGCUUUUCACAAAGGCAAACUAAAGAUGCUGGCUAGUGCAGCUGACAGUCAAUUAGGCGGUCGGGAUAUUGACACAAUUCUCGCAGAACACUUUUGCAAGGACUUUCUGGCUCGGUAUAAAAUUGAUGCGCAUAAUAAUCCCCGAGCAUAUCUGAGAUUACUUACGGAGGUGGAGAAAUUGAAGAAACAAAUGUCUGCUAACUCUACAAAACUUCCAUUAAAUAUCGAAUGUUUCAUGGAAGAGAAAGAUGUACAUGGUGAUAUGAAACGAGGAGACAUGGAGGCUAUGUGCUCACAUUUGUUCAAACGGGUUGAAUCUACUCUCAAACAAUGCCUUGCUGAUUCAAAAUUGAAGUUAGAAGAUAUUCAUUCAGUAGAAAUCGCUGGUGGUUCUAGCAGAAUCCCAUCUAUUAAACGUGUGAUUGAAGAAGUUUUUGGCAAAGGAACAUCAACGACGCUGAACCAAGACGAAUCAGUGGCUCGUGGAUGCGCACUCCAGUGCGCAAUGUUGAGUCCCGCUGUUCGAGUUAGAGACUUUUACGUUACUGACACUCAGCCAUACCCCAUAAAACUUAUGUGGGAUCCUACUCAAGGAGAAGAAGGUCAAAUGGAGGUAUUCGGAUACAAUCAUCCGGUUCCAUUUUCAAAGAUGCUUACAUUCUACCGAUCAGCACCGUUUUCUUUAACAGCUAACUAUAUCCACACGCCGAAGUGUUACCCUCAAGUUGAGCUUGGUGUAUUCCAUAUCAAGAACGUUAAGCCUACUUCCGAAGGCGAAUCUUCUAAAGUCAAAGUUAAAGUUAGGCUGAAUCUCAACGGAAUUCUAACAAUCGCUUCAGCGUGUCUAGUUGAGAAAAAGGAACAGGAGAAAGAAGAGGAAGAGCUGCAGAAUCAGAAUAGCGUUGAAAAUGAUAAUCAACCUCAAGAAAUGGACAAACCCGACCAGGAGGCUCAGGCUAAGGAACCCCCUGUUGCUGAGGUGAACAUGGAUAAAAGGCGACGGAAUUCAGAUGCUGACGAUAAUGGAAGGGGUGCUUCCUCCUAUUCGUCCAGGAUUCUCUCUUGGUUCAGCUCGGGUGAUGAAAAGGAGGAUGGAAAAAAUAAGAAAAAGAUUCCAGUUCGUACCAUUGAAUUGCCUAUUGAUGUUCACAAUAAUGGACUUACUCAGAAGGAAAUUGAUGCAGCUACUGAAAAAGAGGGAAAAAUGGUCGCUGAUGACAAACAAGAGAAGGAACGUAUUGAUGUUAGAAAUGCACUAGAGGAAUAUGUAUAUGAUUUGCGUUCAAAACUUUUGGAUGAGGGACAAUUGGCAACAUUCAUUGUUGAAUCAGACAGGGAAGAUCUUUGUCGACUAUUAGAUGAAACAGAGAACUGGUUGUAUGAAGAAGGAGAAGAAUGUCAACGACAAGUGUACUCAGAUAGAUUAUCGACGUUAAAAUUACGAGGUGAACCAAUAAAGGAUAGAAAAAUGGAGUUUGAAGGAAGAACUCAUGCACUCGAAGAAUUAGGCGGAGGUCUUCAACUAGCUAAAAAGGGUGUAGAUCAAAUUAAAUUGUCUGCCGAGAAAGACGACAAGUACUCUCAUAUAACGGAUGAGGAAAUCAAAAAAUUAGAGAAAGUUAUCCAUGAAAAGUGGAUGUGGCUGGAAGAAAAGCGUUCAAUUCUUUUGAGUACCCCACGAACCCAGCAACCUCCAAUUCUCGUAGCUCAAAUUCGAUCUGAGAAACAGUCAUUGGACAGCACUGUCUUCUCCAUUCUAAACAAACCUAAGCCAAAAGUUGAACAUCCAAAAGAAGAGAAAUCAAAAGAAAAGUCAACUGACAAGAACACUCAAAACGAUCAAGGAGACAAUGAGACGCAUAGCAGUCAGCGGCAACCUAAUGAAGAUAAUAUGGAUGUGGAGUAAAAUUUAAAAUCAAUUAAACCAAUAAUAUAAAUUUAAUUUAAAAAAUUAAUGUCAACUGUUUCUUAUGCGAACGAGCAUUUAUUUCUGAUCUACGAAGUACUGUACUGAUUAUAUCAUCACAAUUUAAAAAUUUUCUUUGCUGAAAUAAUUGUAACAUCUCUAAAUUAUUAAUUAAUCAGGCAUACGUAACUUUUUUUUCUUUAUCUUUUCAAUACUAGAAAAAUAGUAAAGUGAGUUGUUCCAGUUUUGUAUUCGUAUUUUUUUAAUUUUUAUCACAUUAAUAAAACCAUUGGCGUUAAUAAAAUGAUUGCUUAAAACUGUA
This is a messenger RNA of Leptopilina heterotoma, 3321 nucleotides long. It is a transcript of the gene Hsc70Cb, whose product is annotated as 97 kDa heat shock protein. NCBI's taxonomy places the organism in Eukaryota, Metazoa, Arthropoda, Insecta, Hymenoptera, Figitidae. Gene Ontology annotation, molecular function: ATP-dependent protein folding chaperone; ATP binding. Gene Ontology annotation, cellular component: cytosol; nucleus. The coding region runs from base 447 to 2999 and encodes 850 amino acids. The record is from RefSeq and is a predicted model, not a curated record. Gene Ontology annotation, biological process: protein folding. The transcript has 12 exons.